AUGGGGAAGAUCGCCAGUGGCGGGUUGCGGGACUUGUGGAGGGAAAUCUGGGGCUCUGUAGGGCAGGAGGAGUUGCGGGGUCUUUUGGGAGGGGGACUUGCGCCUGGUUGUUUUGGUGGGGGGAAACCAAGUUCCGGGGCGAAGGUGCUUUGCCCCCACCCCGGAGCCCGGGGCUGCCCCGGCAGCAGGAAGCCGGGGAAACCGAAAGGACCGGGAGCCGCCUCCUUCCCCGCCCUCGCGGCUAAGCCGGCGGUGUCACGGCCGCGGAGCCGCCCCAGGGGCCCAGCCGGGCUCCCGCAGUGCUUCCCAGAAGGAAUUCUAGGGGUGCAGGUGGUGGCUCUCCCCGGUGCCACCCCUGUCCCCCCCUCCCAGGCCGACAAACGGGCUCAUCACAACGCGCUGGAGCGCAAACGCAGGGACCACAUCAAGGACAGUUUCCACAGCCUGCGGGAUUCCGUGCCCUCGCUCCAGGGAGAGAAGGCAUCCCGGGCCCAAAUCCUGGAUAAAGCCACAGAGUACAUCCAGUACAUGCGCCGGAAAAACCACACACACCAGCAGGAUAUCGACGACCUCAAGCGGCAGAACGCGCUGCUGGAGCAGCAAGUGCGUGCGCUGGAGAAGGCCCGCUCCAGUGCCCAGCUCCAGGCCAGCUACCCCGCGGACAACAGCCUCUACACCAACCCCAAGGGCAGCGCCAUCUCCGCCUUCGACGGUGGCUCCGACUCCAGCUCCGAUUCGGAGCCCGACGAGCCGCAGAGCAGGAAGAAGCUGCGCAUGGAGGCCAGUUAGGCCCCCCCGGCGGCCCCCAGCACGCGGCAGGACUUGCUCCCUCCGCUCCUAGAAGCUCUCGGACUGCAGCUUCCCAGCCCUCCCCGGCCCCUUCCCUGCUCCCACCGCGCCGGCCCCGGGGGGAGCCGGACAGGCCGAGCCGAAAGACUUGGGGGGGUCAGGGAGAGCCCCCCAUCGCUGCCCCCCCCGCUAGUGACCCCCCUCCCCUGUCCCUCCUGGUUUUAUAGGAGCAGUUCUAUUUAUAGCCGGGGACCAGCGCAGUCCGGAGCGGGGAGGAGCCGGGCAGCCCCCCAAAAAAAGGGAGCAAGCACUGGGGGGGUCUCCCUAUUUAUUUUGUCCGUGUGCAAACUCCACCUGCCCGAGUCGGCGGAGCACGACCUGGCAUAGAGCCGGGCUUGGGGGGUCCUGUCCCCCCCCCCUUCCUCCUCCUCCUCCUUCUUUUCCCCUCCUUCGGCCCCUUCCCCACCUCCGUGGCAUUUUCCGAACUCCAGUGGCCCGUCCCUGCCCCGUAGGUGCCCGUUUUCCCCCCAUUUUGAUGCCAUUCCAUAAAUUUAAGGUAUGUUGUACAUACUGCCCAGAGUUGUCUUGCAAGUUAAGGCUUCCCUUUACUAUAAGACUAUAAAUAAUAAA
Molecule: messenger RNA, 1419 nt
Organism: Empidonax traillii (willow flycatcher)
Lineage: Eukaryota; Metazoa; Chordata; Aves; Passeriformes; Tyrannidae
Gene: MAX
Product: MYC associated factor X
Exons: 4
Coding region: 1-789 (262 amino acids)
Biological process (GO): positive regulation of transcription by RNA polymerase II
Cellular component (GO): RNA polymerase II transcription regulator complex
Molecular function (GO): DNA-binding transcription factor activity; protein dimerization activity
Source: RefSeq, a predicted model, not a curated record